Messenger RNA from Sphaeramia orbicularis (orbiculate cardinalfish), 1884 nucleotides. RefSeq names its product nudix (nucleoside diphosphate linked moiety X)-type motif 4a (gene nudt4a). The record is from RefSeq and is a predicted model, not a curated record. Gene Ontology annotation, cellular component: cytoplasm; nucleus. Gene Ontology annotation, molecular function: endopolyphosphatase activity; bis(5'-adenosyl)-hexaphosphatase activity; diphosphoinositol-polyphosphate diphosphatase activity. The coding region runs from base 322 to 891 and encodes 189 amino acids. The transcript has 5 exons. Gene Ontology annotation, biological process: diadenosine hexaphosphate catabolic process; diphosphoinositol polyphosphate metabolic process; adenosine 5'-(hexahydrogen pentaphosphate) catabolic process. Lineage: Eukaryota; Metazoa; Chordata; Actinopteri; Kurtiformes; Apogonidae.
GUGUUUGUUGAAUCGUGCGUGUUGACAGCAGCACUAAACUACCAUGGUAGGUCACAAAACGCGACUAGAUGCAGUUUGACAUCGUCUGCAGUCGGAGCUCAGGCAUGAAUGAAUCAGGUACCAGACGCACAACCGGGACCCACUGAAGACGCACGAACCGUGGAUUUUGGACAGAACCGCGUCUGAUACUUUCAAUCCCACUCCGACGACUGAAGCCGCUGUCUGUAGCGCUUGGUUUAAAGCCACAUUCUCGGCAUUAAUAGUGUUUUUUCUCCAGUUUCUUGGUACCCGACGAUUGGAGCUCUAUAAAUAUAAAUAUAUAUGAUGAAGUUUAAACCCAACCAGACCAGGACGUACGACGGAGAAGGGUUCAAGAGAAGAGCGGCGUGUCUGUGCUUCAGGAACGAGAAGGAGGACGAGGUUUUACUCGUGAGCAGCAGCCGACAUCCAGACCAGUGGAUUGUACCCGGAGGAGGAAUGGAGCCUGAGGAGGAGCCGUGUGGAGCUGCUGUCAGGGAAGUGUACGAGGAGGCUGGUGUGAAGGGGAAGCUGGGAAGACUCCUGGGCAUUUUUGAGCACAAUCAAGAUAGAAAGCACCGAACAUAUGUGUAUGUCCUCAUCGUGACGGAGACACUGGAGGACUGGGAGGAUUCUGUCAACAUAGGAAGGAAGCGUAAGUGGUUUACAGUCGAUGAAGCCAUCAGGGUCCUGCAGAGCCACAAACCAGUCCACGCAGAAUACUUACGCAGACUCACAACCACCUGUAAUCCCACCUGCAGUCCUGUGUGCAGCCCGACCAAUGGCAACACCCCGAGCUCCCAAGUGACAGACAACAGCACACCUCACUACGUGGUUUGUUCCACACAUGGCUCAGAUCUAGUCAACAGAUAGAAGUCAUUACCAGCAGCUGAUGCCAACAAGAGCAAUUCUUCUGACAGAACUCCAAGAUGACAUAUCAUCUGAGAUGGACUGUACAAUAUUUACAUUACUAACAGUCUCUGAAUUUGUACACUACAGACUCCAUGAGGUUUAUUCAAAACCCAUUUGAGGUGGGCUUGAAGUGUGACGAUAUGUUUUCCCAGUAUAUUUAAUAUUUUGUAUGCAUAUUUUUAACAACCAUUACCAGCUUAUUAGCCUAAAUGUGUUGCUUUAAAGCUUGUACCUUUAGGUUGAUUUCCCCAUUGUGCUGCAUAUGCAAUGUACAGGUUGUUUUUAGUCUUACAAUCCCAAAUGUGAUUGCUAGUGCACACAGUUUUUUCUGGAAGCUGGAGCUGGGAAACACUGGCUCUUGGAGUAAAUUAUAGCCGCGCAGUGAAUUAAUACCAAAUAACUUGCGAUAUGAGUAGGAGAAAUAACUACAUGUGUAUAAAUAUUUUAUUGCAGUUCAGUUUUUCUGUAAAUUAUCCAGACAGUCUGAAUUUGGUGGAAAACAGAUGUCACGUCAAUGUAACCCCAGCUUGUGAGAGACCUUUAAUGCAGGAAAUGCUUCUCAUGUACAGUGGCUACCAACCUUGAAGUAUCACUUCUGAUUUCUAGCAACACUAAACAAUGGAAUGAAGAUAUCUGAUGCAAAGAACCAGCAAACUAUCCACAGUGAAACAUAAGCUUUUACAGUAUUUUCCCAGACAUCAUUUUGUAAAUUAACCCUCAAGACCUAAAUAGCCGUUGCUCACCAAAGUCAUCAUGUUUAAUAACUAUUGAUCCACUAAUCCUAUCAAUACAUGUAAAUGAUUCAGGUAAAAUACUGUUUCUGAGCUUUUCAUCAUCAUUAGAUAUGUCACAUUUGGACAUUAAGAGGCUUCAUAGUGAACAUGGAAACACCAUCAUCUUCUGCAACAUUGAUUCACCAGUAAAACCCAUAUAGUUUGACAAAUGACAGUGGUU